Sapajus apella (tufted capuchin) is the source of this 11410-nucleotide messenger RNA. It is a transcript of the gene TRERF1, whose product is annotated as transcriptional regulating factor 1. NCBI's taxonomy places the organism in Eukaryota, Metazoa, Chordata, Mammalia, Primates, Cebidae. The coding region runs from base 7496 to 11182 and encodes 1228 amino acids. The transcript is spliced from 17 exons. Gene Ontology annotation, biological process: negative regulation of DNA-templated transcription; regulation of transcription by RNA polymerase II. The record is from RefSeq and is a predicted model, not a curated record. Gene Ontology annotation, molecular function: transcription corepressor activity. Gene Ontology annotation, cellular component: histone deacetylase complex; transcription regulator complex.
GUGUGAGCCACUGUGCCCAGCCCAAAUAUUAAUUUUUAAUAAAAGGGCCUACUCUUAUUUCUUCAUUAUUGGCUGCUGAGAGCAAUGCUUCAAAGCCUGAGACCUUUUUUCUUAAGCAGAAAUGUAGUUGGCUCCUCUCUGCCUGCAGGUGGUGGUUUUCUUUCCCUUUCAAGAAGUGAACCUGUGAGAUUCCAUUUUGUCUCCAGUGGUAGACAGGGCUUGGGGCAUUUCAGUCUUUGGGGAUGAACUCAGUUGUGAAGAACUGAAAAGACAAGACUCCCAGGCAUGGCAUGUUCCCUCUUGCAGGUGGGGCAGGGUCAGGCAGGGUGUGGAGAGCAGUGAGUGGCUGGAGAGGCACCCACGGGGUGCCCCGUACACACCGGGUACCAAGCUGGGAGCUAGGUUCUCUGCAAGCAGGCUCUGUGGCAGGGCCUGGGGAUCUCAUGGAGUUUCAAAUCUGGUGGAGGUCUGCCUCUUUCUUUAAUGCUGGCAAAAUCUUUUUGUGUACAUCUGUAUGCUUAUCUGUGCCUUGGAGCUCUGGGUAAGUUAUAUAGCCUUUUGGCCUCAGUUACCUCAUCUGCAAAAUGGGGAUAAUGACAAUUUUCCUCAAUUGGGUGGUUUUAAGGAUUGAAUGAGAUAUUUAAAGUACCUAGUACAGGCCUACAGCAUAGCAGAGCUGAGAAGGUGGUAGUUGUAAUGAUGAGAAGUGUUGUGAAUCUUCUGAGAGCAUGGAUGGUGGAGUGGGCCUUUGGUGAAAAGAAGGGUGUUGAGAUAUUCCUUCUGGGUAACAGGUAGUUGACGGCCUGGUUUUUUUUAUGGUGAUUAACUCAGUGUCUCAGAUGGGCCCCUGUACUCAUUUGGCUGGUUGCCACCUCUUCAUUGAGGUGUUUGCUGCUGGCCCCUAUAGAAUACGUGCCCUUCCCACCCUCUGUGGCCUGUGCCCUCCUCUUGGGGUUCUUGAAAGAUUCGUCCCAGCUGCUUUGGCAGGGCCGUGCUUUUCUGGUGCAUUGCGAGGCUGGCCAGCAGCCCCUGCAGUUUAGUUCACACCCAUCCACCUUUCUCUGGCUAGUGAAGCAGAGGAGGUCGUGAAUUCUGUCCUUUUCAAGGCCCUAGUUGGGACUUGGGUCUCCUAGACAAUUUUGUGUCUUCCCUGGGGGCAAGACCUGUCAAGAACAUCUAUUUGAGAUUCUGUAAUGUGGUGCUGUCUGGGAUACAGCCAGUGUUUAUGGGGGUGGCGGUGAUGGACUAUUUGACAUUGGGACUUUGGGGACAUUCAGGAUAAUGGUUGCUGUGGCUGGACACCCUUUAUGUCUGCCUCCUUCUUUAUGGCUGAUGUCUUCUCCAUGAGUCCUCAUAUUCUCCCAUCCUCAGUUUUGUGGGGUGGAGGUGAUUUUCCUAAAGUAGAGCCUCAUUGCUUCCGGAACCCACAGUCUCACAAGGAUGCUGCUGUUCCUCCAGCCAGUGUUUACCGCCCUUCUAAGGGCAUGGGCCCUGGUGGUGGUGGGUGGUGGUGAGGGGCAGGAGUUGUGUUUUAUUUACAGCUGCAUCCCCAGGGAUCCCCCCAGUAAGCAAGCCAGUGUCAAGCAAGCAUGAAUGAAUGAAGUGCCAAAGGAAAGCCCCUCACAAUGAGACAGGGUGCAACUGUGACCCCCACCCCUCGCACAGGAACAGGGUAGUUGUAUCUGAUAUUCUUUAGCUGCCUGACUCCUCGUUCUUGGCAUGUGUUUGCGUGUUGGGCUGCACAGCUGUCAGUUGGAUUGUAUCACGUGGAGCCAUAUGAGCCCCCUGUGCUUCGUUCUCCCUCGUGUAGUAGUGGUGCUGCAUUUAGGGUGUAGCUGGCUGAGGUUAGGUUAGGCUCUGACCGGGACCAGGAAUAUUUUUCUCCACACAAAAGGUGCAGGUCCUGUGACUCCUGUUUAAGGAGAAUUGGAUCCAGCGAAAGCAAGCUUUCCUUCUGGGUACAUUCCAUUGAGUGACAAUCAGGAUUCUAACACAAUUCUGAUUCCAAAGAUUAUGUUCUUUCCAUAGCCUCUCACUGACUCUUGGAAUACCACGAUGCUCUAGUACCAGCAUUCCAUCUGCUCGAGGUCCUGUGGGACCCUCUUGGAGAACAGAAAGAGUGUGGAUUAGUGGUGGGCACCAAAAGUGAUGUUCUCCAUUCACUGCCAGCCUAUAGAGGAUCUGACCAUGGGGGAUGGAUGGGAAUCAGAAACUAGGGCAGAGAAGCUGGCCUCUGUUCCCAGAGCACCCAGUUACUACUGGACACGUUUAGAACGCUGUAGUUCGAGUCUCAAUGACCCAUUGGCGUUCUUCUCUCCUCCCUACUCCCCCUCCCUCCCCAUGGUCAAGUUCUGGUUACUUCAAAUCAGCAUUAGGCCUGGAACAGACUACAGCAAUGCAUGUUACUUUUCUAAAGCCUUAAAACUGGAAGAACUUGUUUGCCCUAGUGUUUUAGAUACAAAGCUACACCAGGAUUGCAUUGGCUGGGGACCCCAGCACUGCAGCCACUCCAAGGUCUGGGUUCUUUCCCGGUAGUGUGCUGGCAUUUGGUAUUGGAUUCCAUUCAGGAGUGCCUCUUUCUUUCAUGCAAGCAGAUACCUGAAGAAACCCAGGUCCCUCGCUUGGUAGUGGAUGAAGUUUAGACUUCAUUGUCAGGGGAGCUCUGGGGUGGAAUUUAGUGUGGUGGGGCCUAUACUUGCUCUUUAUUUUAGGUUUAGUAAGUUUUUGUCUGUAAAGGGAAUGAUAACUUUGGCUGGUUACUAAAAUUUGACUAUAGUAUGGGUUUAAUGAGAAAUGAGAGGGACAUACUUCCUCCUGAUUUUUGUUUUAUUUUUUUAAAAAUUCUGUACAUUCUGUUUCAUUUCUCUCCCUCUGGAGUUUUCUUUCUAAAAGUCACCAAACAAUAAAACCAUUUAGAAAAUAAACCUGGACCCUGGGGACUAUGCAGCAUUUUCUCUCCGUGCCGCCUGCCUUCCUUCCAUCUGGUGAAGUCUCUGUGAGUCUUCCAGGUGGCGGGAGGUGAAAUGAAGAAACUGAUGCCCAUAGAGGGGAUGUGAAUUGAUUGUGGUACACACUGGUUGAGGGCUUGAAUCAGGCCUGCACAGUGUAGGUUCCAGGCCAGUAUUUCUGCCUCUCCCCAGGGUGUUGGUGUUGCGUGUGGGAUAGUCUCUCUAGCAGUGCAUGACCUCGUCCUUGUAGUUUCCUUGGCUUACAUAAGAUGAGCCCUCACUACAGAAUUGCUUUGAGCAUGCAUUUUACAUGGUGUCAGGACAAUCUUGAAUGGAUUCCUUCCCCAUACAUUCAUCCAUCCAUCCACCUAUCCAUCCAUCUAUCCAUUUAUUCGUCCAUUCAUCCAAAAUCUUUCUUGAUCUGCCAUGCACAAAGCAAUGUGCCAGGCCCAGGAGGUUUGGGGGAUGAGAGAGACAAGAUCCCACUUGUGAAGAGUCUGUUCUUUAGAGUUGGAGGUGCAGAACCAGAACUGUAAUACCGAGGAGAAAAAAGUAAGCACUAUAUACGCACACAAGCAAAUGGAGUCACGGAAGCGGGGUGUUAAUUUUUGUUGAGAGAUGCAAAGAUGGCAUUGGACCUGAGUUUUGAGGGAUGAAUAGAAUUUUGGCACUGGCAAAGUUAUGGAGAGGUGCUUAGGAAAAUAAGGACCAAGGGCAUGUGAUGGCCACCCUCUGGAUUCCUUAUUAUCAUACUGCGCAGACACAGAGGUGAUUCCGUCCUGGGUUUAAAUGGUACUUGCCCUAUAAUGGUUUUGCAAAAUGCUCAGACCUGCUUCACUUUGGGGGUAGGGUUGGAGAUAGAAGGAAGGCAUUAGGAGAGGGCUGGUAUUUAUUGAAUGUUUUGUGUACAUUUAUCCAGUCCGCAUACAUCAUCUAACCAAGGGCACACAGCUAGCAAGUGCUGGAGCUGGGAUUUGAACUCAGUACUCUGACUUCAGGGCCCCUGCCCUUCCCAUCCUACUGCCUUAUCUAUCACCUUCUUCUUGUGAAUCACUGAUGCUAAAUGGUCAUUCCUGAAUAAUAAUAUAGGAUUCAGACUGCAAAGUGGAGUUGGGUUCUGACUGGUGGGAAUGCUUGUGAAAAUAUUUUGCUGUCUUAACUCACAUCACUCAGACUUUCUGCAAUGAGUGGAAGUAAUAUUCUGUUUUGUCCAUGCUUUCUGGAGGACCCUCCACAGUGCCACUCCUCUGUAAUGUUGGUCUUUGGCUGGUUUAUCAGAUGAUUGAUGUAUUUCUCUGAGAGCAGUUAUUUUCUGACCUAUGACCUGCCCAAACUAGCAAGUCAUACACUUUGCUUCAGUGGGUUAUUAAUGCAUUUCUGAUGGAGACAAGCUUCUGAGGGGGCACAAUUGGCUGGGUGUCCUUCUGUUUAAUGGAAUGGGGUUUUUAUUGGACAAACAAAUGCUGUCCGUGAAGCCUGAAAGAAACAAUGAGAAUGAGUGAGGUGAGGAGUGGUGGCUGAGUAGGAGGUGGCAUUUCCUGGGGCAAAGGCAUUGGGCAUUUUGGAUUGAGCAUUGGGCAUUUUGGAUCUAUUUUCUCAAAAGAUGUCUUGAGACAUAAGGGAUUUCGUCAGGCAGGUGAAAGCCAUUCAGGGAGUAGGGUGAGUGUUUGAAUCUUAAUCAAUAAUUGAUAGUAAUGAUGUAAUAUUGUCAUUCUAGACUACAUCCCGACAGUGCCAGUGUCCUGUCAUUUGACCCCUCUAACCAGGGGUAUGUAUAGAGAAUACUUUCUGGGGAAGUUGCCUGAGGCUGUUGGUUUUGUCUCACAAAUGAGAUGGGGUCCUCACGAGGUCCCAUCUCAGUUACACGUCUAAUUUCUUGUCUCCAUACUCCGAUGAUGCCCUCUGUCUCCUUCCUCUCCUUUCUUUCUCGCCCUUCUCUGUUCAGUGUAAUUUUAGUUUGUAAGUUUCUUCCAGGACUGCAGAUCAGUUAAUCUUAGAAUCCACUGCUCUGAGAGCAUCUUGCCUUUUAUCUCUGUUCUCUAUAUUGGGGUCUGUGAUUCUGCUGCUAAAAAAAGUUUGAAAACCAGAUGCCUAGAUCAUUUCUGCAGUGUUCCUUGUCUGCAAGGGUGGCCCAAGGGGGUUUGUGGGUGAGGGCCGCAGCGCCUGCUGCAGGGCAUGUGCAUGGGGGUGUACAGGGGCCUAGAUAGUGUAGGGGACUGAUGUACCUGUCCCUGUCCUGUUGUUGUUACUCUGCUUCUGAAGUCUGGAUCCUUCUAGUUCUUGGGGUACUCCCAGGCUGCUGAGGAAAACAGUUUUUGGGUUUCAUUGUCGAAACUAAUGAAUAAAUCCCAAGUUAUAUAUGUUCCUUCUUAUAAUACACACUGUGCAGACAAGAAUUCUCAGAGAGGUUGAGUAACUUGCCUGAGGGCACACAGCUACUAAGUGAAAAGUUCUGUAUUUGAAUCCAGAUCCUGAUUCCAGAGUUCACAAUCUUCACUACUAUCUGCAUCAGCCAUACUUUUACAGUAAAAGUAUUUUUACUAUAUUUACUUUUACAAUAAAAAAUAUUUAUUAUUCUCUAUCAUGUCCCCCUCUUGGGAAGGUGGGCUGGGUAAAUUUAGCACUGUGUAAAUUAGUGUAAUAUGCAUAUCUCACUUUUAUUUGCCUUCAAAGUACUACCAUUGGAGGAUUGGGCAUUCUGGAUUUCAAGUUGGCCGUGGUGGGAGGAAGCGUGGGGGCCCAGAUUCAGGGUUCUUGUUUCAGCCAGUCGGAGCAAAGGGAGAGAUCUGGGAGGCUUAUCUCUCAGCUCCUGAAGCUGGAUAGUGAAGUCACACAUCUGAGAGCUUCAGAGAGCAGAGGCCAUCAGUUUCCCUCCACUUUCCUCUAUAUCUUCUUUUUCUGACUCUGAUUUUCUACUGGAUUCUGAUGGAGCCCUUAGAGGGUGGCUCAGAAGAUGUGGAAUUCAGAAUGGAUCUGCUUGGAAGGUUGCAGGUGUGAAGGGGGACAGGGUCUGGGGAAGCCUAGAAUUGUGUGUGUGCACAUAUGCGCAUGUGCAUGACCAUUAACCAGAUAGCAGUUGCUCGUCCACUGAUUGCAGGAAUUGGAAUCACAGAUUGGUUGAACAGUGUGGUCAAUUCCCAGGUCUUGGUGAGCAUGAGGUAGUUUGAUGGUGUCUGUAUGGAGCUGUGAGUUAUGCAUUUGUUAAGGCCCUACUUCUCCUUGAGUUGUGGAUGGUAAUUGUAUUCCCCUUUUCCAGGGUGUCUCAUUCCUCUGCUUGAGGGGUGAUUAUGGACCUACUGUGAGGGCUUAGACAUGCUCAUGAAGCACUGGAAGGGAACCUUGGGAAAAAAAAAUCUAGGGACUAGGUUGCUGGAAGAAAAAUCCAGCUAGCUUGUGGGCCCCUCAACUGUCAGUUUCAUCCAGAAAACUGGGGAGAGUUUUUAUUAGCUAGUAGCUUCUCCCUUUGGUCUCUUCUCUGACCCGAUCACACUUACAAAGCCAAGUGUGGCAUCAGGGACUCAGAGUUUGUUGAGUCCCAGUGGGCAAAAAUCUCUCUGAUCUUGCUUGAAUGGGACCAAAGAGUGGCCACAGAGCCUUCCUUGCUGAAGCCUUCCUGCAGGCUCAAUGCUCUGUCCCCCUCCUGUUGCCAAACAUUUCCUGAGAACUGAAUGCUGCAGAGCCAGAGCUUAAGAAUGACAGCAGCCCCAGGUCACACCAACUAAUUUAGCCCUGCUCUACCCAUACCUUGGGUUGCUGUUCAUUCUUAGGUGUUGGGGGGUGGGUGGGGUAUCUGGGCUUCAGCCUUAGAGUCGUACAUUUAGAUGGGCCUUAGUGCUUCUUUCAGAGAGUCCACCCUCACUUUGUAGAGGGGAAGUUGGCUGUCACAAGGUCACACAGCCCCGUGUGGGCUGAGCCUGGUCACGGAACCAAGUCUUUGCAAAAGGCUCUUCUGAGGCACAACCCGGACUUCCCAGAAGGAUGCCGGCCCUGUCUACCCCACCUGUCCCGUUUUCCUGGGAACAAAUGCUGGUGUUGCAGCUGAGAACUUUAUGACUUCAUUUCAGAGAAUGCGGUUGGGUACAGUUCGCCUGGCCCUGGCUGUGGAGGAUGCUGAAGGAAGAAGACGCAGAAGCAGGACAACCCUGAAAGAUUGAGCCUCUUCAUCCUCAAACAGGACCAGGUCUCCUCUUCCCACCUGCCCAGCAGCAUGAAAGCAGCAUGACUGGCCGACCACAGGAGAAGCCCCCAGAACCAGGCCCCCAACUCAGCCAUCUGCUGCGGAGGUCAAGGUGUGAGCGACGUCUCCUCACCACAGUGCUGUGUGGUCCGUACCUCAGCCAGGGAGAGGAUGUAAAACCCCCUGCCCUGCACAUGAGUGGUACAGGCCAACAGGAACACCUGGCUCCAGCCACAUUCACAGACAUGUCAGCCGUGGAGUAGUGCCGACACUUUCUCUCAGCUUCUCAGGGUUUCAGUCCUUUUGGGUUUGUUUUAUUUACCUUUUUUUAUGGUUUUGUGGCUGGACGUUCACAACCAAGGCAGACGGCAUGGGUGAUCAGCAACUGUACAAGACCAACCAUGUGGCGCAUGGUAGUGAGAACCUUUUCUACCAACAGCCACCACUUGGUGUCCACAGCGGGCUGAACCACAACUAUGGGACUGCAGUAACAGGGGGCGGGAUGGAUGCCCCUCAGGCCUCGCCCAUCUCCCCCCAUUUCCCUCAAGAUACGCGGGAUGGUCUGGGCUUGCCUGUUGGCUCCAAAAACCUUGGCCAAAUGGAUACCUCGAGACAGGGAGGGUGGGGGAGUCAUGCAGGGCCUGGAAACCAUGUCCAGCUACGUGGUAACCUGGCCAACUCAAACAUGAUGUGGGGGGCACCAGCCCAGGCUGAGCCCACUGAUGGCUACCAGUACACCUACUCCCAGGCCAGCGAGAUCCGGACCCAGAAGCUUACCAGCGGUGUCUUGCACAAGCUGGACUCUUUCACCCAGGUGUUUGCCAACCAAAACCUGCGAAUUCAGGUCAACAAUAUGGCCCAGGUGCUGCACACCCAGUCAGCAGUGAUGGAUGGAGCCCCUGACAGUGCCCUCCGCCAGCUGCUGUCUCAGAAGCCCAUGGAGCCCCCAGCACCGGCUAUCCCUUCCCGCUACCAGCAGGUGCCCCAGCAGCCUCACCCUGGUUUCACUGGCGGGCUGUCCAAACCAGCUCUUCAGGUCGGGCAGCACCCCACCCAAGGGCACCUGUAUUAUGACUACCAGCAGCAACUGGCUCAGGUGCCAGCGCAGGGAGGACAGCCGCUGCAGGCCUCGCAGAUGCUGUCACAGCACAUGCAACAGAUGCAGCAGCACCAGUAUUACCCACCGCAGCAACAGCAGCAAGCUGGGCAACAGCGUAUCUCCAUGCAAGAAAUACAGACACAGCAGCAACAGAUUCGCCCAUCACAGCCGCAGCCGCAGCCGCAGCCGCAGCAGCUACAGCUGCCGCAGCGGCAGGGCUCGAUGCAGAUACCUCAGUAUUAUCAGCCCCAACCCAUGAUGCAGCACUUGCAAGAGCAGCAGCAGCAACAGAUGCACCUGCAGCCCCCUUCUUAUCACAGGGACCCUCACCAGUAUACCCCAGAGCAGGCACACACUGUCCAGCUGAUUCCUCUGGGCUCCAUGUCCCAGUACUACUACCAGGAGCCCCAGCAGCCCUACAGCCACCCCCUCUACCAGCAGAGCCACCUGCCCCAGCACCAGCAGCGUGAGGACAGUCAGCUGAAGACGUACUCUAGCGACAGACAGGCCCAGGCCAUGCUGAGCUCCCACGGGGACCUGGGGCCUCCUGACGCAGGAAUGGGAGACCCAGCAAGCUCGGAUCUGACCCGGGUCAGCAGCACCCUUCCCCAUCGGCCCCUCCUGUCCCCCAGUGGGAUCCACCUCAACAACAUGGGGCCUCAGCAUCAGCAGCUGUCUCCCAGUGCCAUGUGGCCCCAGAUGCACCUACCUGAUGGGAGAGCCCAGCCAGGUUCCCCUGAGUCGAGUGGCCAACCCAAAGGAGUGUUUGGGGAGCAGUUUGAUGCCAAGAACAAGCUGACGUGCUCCAUCUGCCUGAAGGAGUUCAAGAACCUGCCUGCCCUGAACGGCCACAUGCGGUCCCACGGGGGAAUGAGGGCCUCCCCCAACCUCAAACAGGAGGAAGGAGAGAAGGUCCUGCCGCCUCAGCCCCAGCCGCCACUGCCGCCUCCGCCUCCGCCUCCGCCGCCACCACAGCUCCCUCCCGAGGCAGAAAGCCUCACGCCUAUGGUCAUGCCUGUGUCUGUCCCUGUCAAGCUUCUCCCGCCCAAGCCCAGCUCUCAGGGGUUCACCAACAGCACCGUUGCCGCCCCCUCCGCCAGAGACAAGCCAGCCAGCUCGAUGUCGGACGACGAGAUGCCUGUGCUCGUGAGGAUGACCCUCUCUCCCCCACACUCACCCCAAGGGGCUGCCCCCCGCACGCCUGCUGAAAUCCCCAAGAAGCAGCAGCCCAGCGUGCCCAAAGCCGAGGAGCCCCUGAAGACCGUGCAGGAGAAGAAAAAGUUCCGGCACCGGCCGGAGCCCCUCUUCAUCCCGCCGCCGCCCUCCUACAACCCGAACCCCGCUGCCUCCUACUCGGGCGCCACCCUGUACCAGAGCCAGCUGCGCUCCCCGCGCGUCCUCGGAGACCACCUGCUCCUGGACCCCGCCCACGAGCUGCCCCCUUACACGCCCCCACCCAUGCUGAGCCCGGUGCGCCAGGGCUCGGGGCUCUUCAGCAAUGUCCUCAUCUCCGGCCACGGCCCUGGCGCCCACCCGCAGCUGCCCCUGACGCCCCUGACGCCCACACCGCGGGUGCUGCUGUGUCGCUCCAACAGCAUCGAUGGCAGCAAUGUGACGGUCACCCCAGGGCCUGGAGAGCAGACUGUGGAUGUUGAACCACGCAUCAACAUUGGCUUGAGAUUCCAAGCAGAAAUCCCCGAACUCCAAGAUAUCUCUGCCCUGGCCCAGGACACACACAAGGCCACACUGGUAUGGAAGCCCUGGCCAGAGCUAGAAAACCAUGACCUCCAGCAAAGAGUGGAGAAUCUUCUGAAUUUGUGCUGUUCAAGCGCGUUGCCAGGUGGAGGGACCAAUUCUGAAUUUGCUUUGCACUCUCUCUUUGAGGCCAAAGGUGAUGUGAUGGUUGCUCUGGAAAUGCUGCUGCUGCGGAAGCCGGUCAGGUUAAAAUGUCAUCCUUUAGCAAAUUACCACUAUGCUGGUUCGGACAAGUGGACCUCCCUAGAAAGAAAACUGUUUAACAAAGCACUAGCCACUUACAGCAAAGACUUUAUUUUUGUACAGAAGAUGGUGAAGUCCAAGACGGUGGCUCAGUGUGUGGAGUACUACUACACGUGGAAAAAGAUCAUGCGGCUGGGGCGGAAACACCGGACACGCCUGGCAGAAAUCAUCGACGACUGCGUGACAAGUGAAGAAGAAGAAGAGUUAGAGGAGGAGGAGGAGGACCUGGAAGAAGAUAGGAAAUCCACAAAAGAAGAAGAAAGUGAGGUGCCGAAGUCCCCGGAGCCGCCACCUGUCCCAGUCCUGGCUCCCACGGAGGGGCCGCCCCUGCAGGCCCUGGGCCAGCCCUCGGGCUCCUUCAUCUGUGAAAUGCCCAACUGUGGGGCUGACUGUAGAUGUCAUGUCACUCCAUUUCUUCCCCAGGUGUUCAGCUCCCGACAGGCACUGAAUGGCCAUGCCCGCAUCCACGGGGGCACCAACCAGGUGACCAAGGCCCGAGGUGCCAUCACUUCUGGGAAACAGAAGCCUGGAGGUGCCCAGAGUGGGUACUGUUCGGUGAAGAGCUCACCCUCUCACAGCACCACCAGCGGCGAGACAGACCCCACCACCAUCUUCCCCUGCAAGGAGUGUGGCAAAGUCUUCUUCAAGAUCAAAAGCCGAAAUGCGCACAUGAAAACUCACAGGCAGCAGGAGGAACAGCAGCGGCAAAAGGCUCAGAAGGCGGCUUUUGCAGCUGAGAUGGCAGCCACGAUCGAGAGGACUACGGGGCCCGUGGGGGCGCCGGGGCUGCUGCCCCUGGACCAGCUGAGUCUGAUCAAACCCAUCAAGGACGUGGACAUCCUCGAUGAUGACGUCGUCCAGCAGUUGGGAGGUGUCAUGGAAGAGGCCGAAGUCGUGGACACCGAUCUUCUCUUGAAUGAUCAAGAUUCAGUCUUGCUUCAGGGUGACGCAGAACUAUAAAGCCCUGUGUGGCACUUAGAGACAGUGAAAACCCACGGCCUCCGUCUUCAUUAAUCAGGAAACCUGGACUGCCUGCUUGUUUUGUAGCCCUUUUAAACUACCUGUUUUAAAAGUGGUCAUUUUAUUCAGGUUUAGAAAAAAAAAUCCCAUUUCUUUUCCUUUUAUUUAAAAAAAAAAUUGUUUUUGUGGGGGGUUGGGGGAAUAAAUAAUUGGCACAACUAUCUUUAA